AUGCAAGAAACUUCAGAAGCAAUCUCUCCUCUAUAUUAUGAUAAAAACUACGAUCCAAGAUACAGUUUGCUUUCCUUUACCUCCAUCUAUGGAGAUGGGACACAGAUAACGUUUGAUGACCUUCAAUAUUUUAUUAAUAACUUAACAACUUCAGGUAUACUAUUUGGUGUUCGUUUUGGUUCUUCAUUCAUGACGCUAUUAAUCAUGUGGAUGGUUUACCAAAAAAAAAAUACCCCAAUAUUUAUCAUAAAUCAAGUUGCUUUAUUGUUAAUUAUAUUACACGAUAUUCUUGAAUUUGCAUAUUUAUUUUCAAAUCUAAGUUCUGCAGCUUUUUCUUUAACAGGAUUUAGUCAGUUUAUUACGAGAAAUAAUAUUCAUAUUUAUGGUGCUAUCAAUAUUUUCCAAGUACUACUUGUUGCAACUAUUGAAGUUUCAUUAGUAUAUCAAAUUAAAGUUAUAUUUGCAGGUACAACUUCUAAAAAACACGGAAUCCAGGGUUUGCUUGUUGGCACAAGCUUCUUAGGAUUAGCAACUACCGCAAUGUAUUUUGUUACUGCCAUAACAGGUAUGGUUUCCAUGUAUAAAGAUGUAAAUACUGCAAAUGCAAAAUAUUUCAAUGUUGCAGCCAUUCUAUUAACUUCUUCCAUUAAUCUAACAACAAUUAUUUUGGUUAUUAAAUUAGUUUUAGCAAUUAAAUCAAGAAGAUAUCUAGGCUUGAAACAAUUUAGUUCAUUCCAUAUUUUAUUAAUUAUGCUAUCUCAAACCUUAAUUAUUCCUUCUAUUCUUCUAAUUUUAUCAUAUAGCUUAACUGCUAAUAGAGGUACAGAUAAAUUAUUUAGUGUGGGCACAUUAUUAGCAGUAUUAUCUCUACCAUUGUCUUCUUUGUGGGCUACUUCAGCAAAUACUCAAAGUAAACCCGAAUAUGAUACAUCAAGCUAUACUUUACCCACCAGCAGUGGAGAAUCUUAUUUGACUUUUGAAAAUAAUGGACUAUAUUCUCCUUCAAAUAAUGGGAAGGGUAAAAAGCAAGGCACAAUCGAUAAUAUCAUUUCUAAAGUUUCAUUUAAAAGCCAUAAAAAGGUUUUACCAAAUAUGAAACAAACUAAGUCACAGUCUGAAAGUGCAACUUCAAACGAAUCCUCUUUUCUUUCAGAAACCACAGUACAUGAUUUAGAAAAGCAAAGUAAGCUUAAUGCUACAUAUAGUAUCACAAAAGAAGUAAGUGAUGACUUUGAAGUAUAUACACCCACAACAGCGGCAGAAAAUGAAGCUCGAACAUUUUGGACAGAGAACUCUUCCAUAAAGAGUCAAUUUCAGAACCUAAAGAAACAAGAUACCAUCCAGGAAUCUUGCGAAGAUUUAGAUAGUGCUAUAAUUGAAACUUUAGCUCAAAAUUUAGAUGAUGGGAUGAUAAAAACCAAAAAGGUGGAAUAUAAGCAUUUUCAAUAA
Messenger RNA from Henningerozyma blattae CBS 6284, 1449 nucleotides. RefSeq names its product alpha-factor pheromone receptor STE2 (gene STE2). The record is from RefSeq and is a predicted model, not a curated record. Gene Ontology annotation, cellular component: G protein-coupled receptor homodimeric complex; membrane. The transcript has a single exon. Gene Ontology annotation, molecular function: pheromone binding; mating-type factor pheromone receptor activity. Gene Ontology annotation, biological process: G protein-coupled receptor signaling pathway. Lineage: Eukaryota; Fungi; Ascomycota; Saccharomycetes; Saccharomycetales; Saccharomycetaceae. Bases 1 to 1449 code for a protein of 482 amino acids.